AUGGCUAAAAGAGCAUCCGAAUAUGGACUGACUAACAACUUUUCAUCUUUCCCGACGUUGCCGAUUGUUUAUGCACCGACGAGCCACCAUUUGAGCUUCUUACAGUACACUAUGAUGUGUAUAACAGCUCAUGCAACCAACUUCUAUUCAUCCCCGAAUUAUCAUCAUCAUUUAUCCAACGAGUUCGGGUUGAAUGGAGCGGCCAGGUUUAGUAAUAAUUGUUACCACCAUCAUCAUGAAGCUGAAGAGGAGGAGCAAAGUUGGUUCAAUUGGCAAAGGCUCUUAAGGUGCAACGAAGACUUCAGUACUCAGCAUCUAGCGGCGGCAAUUGACGAUAAUAAUCAAGGCGUCGAAGGGGCUUGA
Molecule: messenger RNA, 363 nt
Organism: Hibiscus syriacus
Lineage: Eukaryota; Viridiplantae; Streptophyta; Magnoliopsida; Malvales; Malvaceae
Exons: 1
Coding region: 1-363 (120 amino acids)
Source: RefSeq, a predicted model, not a curated record